CAGGCGGAGUGCUUCGUUAGCUUUUUUCCUUCUCUGUGAAGAGUUGUGGCUCUUCUGGUCCUCGGUGUUCUCCGAUUCCGGCUUCCUUCUUCGGUGGAGUGAGAGGUUGGAACCCUGGGAUCGUCAGAUCGGACGGUGGUUCGGCCCGGAAAACAGAGUUGAGAACCGUCUCUUGGAUAGGAUCAUAGGAGGUGGAAGCUCCUGGAAUUAGCUGGAUCUCUCUCACUACCGCUAAGCGUUUGCCGGAGAAGAUAAACAGCAGAAUCUGCAGUCUUUUCCUAAAACUUCUGUUGAGCGAAUCAGUCUUGCUGGUUGUUAAAGAUGAAGCGGAUGGCAUCUAAAAAAUCUCACUCAUGGUGGUGGAAUAGUCAUAUAAGUCCCAAAAACUCUAAAUGGCUCCUGGAAAAUCUUGAAGAGAUGGAUAAACGUGUCAAGGAAAUGCUGAAACUGAUUGAAGAGGAGGGGGAUUCUUUUGCAAAGAAAGCUGAGAUGUAUUAUGAAAGGCGCCCGAUGCUUAUCUCUCAUGUUGAGGACUUCUACCGCAUGUACCGUGCCCUAGCCGAGCGUUAUGAUAAUGUGACAGGUGAGCUGCGCAAGAAUGUUCCAUCAGAACUUCAAUCUCAAGGAUCUGGCAAUGGAUCUGAUUUUGGUUCUGAACCGCCUGUGUCUCCAACACUCUCUCCUGAGCUCACUCCUGAGCGCAAGCCACCACGACCUAAGCCAAGCCCAAGAAGUUCUGGCUUCCAUUUAUUUGUUGGAUCUGGUGGCAGCUCAGAUGUCUCCAGAAAGGGGAGCGAUGGGUCCUUUUCUUCAUCAUCAUCAGAAUCUGAAUCUGAAUCUGAUGAUGUGAAGGAAGUUAAUGUUGACAGCAUUUCUUCUAGGCUGCAUGACAGGAUACUUGAGCUAGAGGAUGAACUCUCUGAUGUGAAGGAGAAGCUCCAGAUACAAGAGGAAAAAUUCUCCAAUGGCCAAUGUGAACAUAUAUUGAACGGGAAUCAUUUGGGUUUUAGCUCAAAGAUCUCAGCAUUGGAGGAAGAGUUGAUAAUUGAGAAAGCAAAACUUCAGGAUUCAGAAGCAGAGAUUGUGAAUCUUCAAAAUAAGCUUGAGGAAAGGAAUGCAUUUAUAGAAACUAAGAACAUUCAGCUCAGUUUGGAAAAGAAGCAGGUUGCCGAAUUAGAGAAACAAAUUGCUGUGUUAGAAGCUGAGAUAUCGGCCCAUAAGAAUGAAAUCGAGGAUCUAAAGGGAGCAAUGGCAGCUUCCUCUCAGAUGUUUGAAGCUGAAUUAUCAGAUCGUGAUCUUGAAAUUGGGGAGUGCAAAACUGAGCUUAUCAAUUUGUCUGAAAGACUCUUGAAAGAGAAGUCCAGUCUUGAGGCUGAUGUUGAAAAUCUUGAAGGUGUCGUCAAGGGACUGAAUGCAGAAGUUGAUAAAAUUUCGGGAGAGAAGUUGCUGCUUGAAGCUCGUCUUGCAGAGCUAGAGAAUGUGAUUCAGGAAUUGGAAAUGAGGGCAGCUAGUUCUGCUGAGAAAUUCUUACAGGAGAAAUCUGUACUAGAAGCUGAAGCUGUCAACCUGUCACAAUCCAAUGCUUCCCUUGAGGUUAAACUCUUUAAGCUAGAGGUUGAUAUAAGACAGCUUGAGGCUGAGAAGAUGGAAGCAUCUAAGGAGAGUGGUGAGCACAUUGCUGAGCUAAAUCAAAGUCUAGAUGCUCUCAACCUACAACUUGAGAUACUAACAUCUGAGAAGGAGACUCUUCAUGCUAAAGUGAACACCCUCAUUGAUGAUGUGAAGUGCCGUGAUGAUCAAAUUAGCCAGAUGGAUGAGCAUUUAUGUCAGUUACACUUGGAGCAUGCUGAGCUGAUAAUAGGGAUUACGGAGGCGCAAAAAGCUGCUGCGGAGUUAAGCAAGCGGGUGAGGGAGCUGGAAGAGGAGGUGCACAGGCAGAAGGUUGAGAUUUCUGAUGGUGCUGAGGGGAAGAGGGAGGCUAUAAGGCAACUGUGCUUCUCGCUGGAACAUUACCGUGAUGGCUAUCAUCAGCUCAGGCAGUUGCUGCAGGGCCACAAGCGUCCUGUGGUGAUGGCAACUUGAGCUUCUUAUGAGGGUAAUUGUCCUGUAUAUUUCAGGCUUUUUGUUUCCCUACUUUUCUUUCUUCUAUCCGGUUAUAGCUCUCUAGGGCUAUUAUAAAGUUUUUAUUAUGGAUGUAAAAUGACUAUGCUAUACUUUAUUAUAUGAUUACCCUCGGUAGUUCAUGAUUAAUUUUAGUCGUUUUGCCUGUGA
Messenger RNA from Phoenix dactylifera (date palm), 2271 nucleotides. RefSeq lists its product as uncharacterized. Lineage: Eukaryota; Viridiplantae; Streptophyta; Magnoliopsida; Arecales; Arecaceae. Gene Ontology annotation, cellular component: vacuolar membrane. Gene Ontology annotation, molecular function: actin binding. The record is from RefSeq and is a predicted model, not a curated record.